Alligator sinensis (Chinese alligator) is the source of this 853-nucleotide messenger RNA. RefSeq names its product double C2 domain beta (gene DOC2B). The coding region runs from base 254 to 853 and encodes 199 amino acids. The transcript is spliced from 5 exons. NCBI's taxonomy places the organism in Eukaryota, Metazoa, Chordata, Crocodylia, Alligatoridae. The record is from RefSeq and is a predicted model, not a curated record.
AUUGCAGUUAAAUACAGGAAAAGUUACAGUGCCUAUCAGAUGACAUGGAGCGUUAGGCAGGACCAGGGACUGGAGGCAACAGCAUGCGUGAGGGCUCUGGAGCUCGGCGCGCGAGAGCAGCGUAAGGUGCCCGCCGGAGCCCCCCUCUCCCUGCCCACAGCCGCUGCUCCCCGCCCCGCCAGUGCCAACCUCGGGGCUGCCUUCCUCUUGCCACACUAUUCUCCGGGGGUGCUUCCCGCCGAGAGCCGCAUGCAUGACACUCCGAAAAGGAGAGAAAAUGACCAUCAGCAUCCAGGAGCACAUGGCCAUUGACGUCUGCCCCGGCCCCAUCAAGCCCAUCAAGCAGAUCUCGGACUACUUCCCCCGUUUCCCCCGCGGCCUCCCCGCCACCGUUAGCCGCAGCAACACCCUGCGCUCUGCUGUCAGCCAGUCGUCUGUCAGCCCCUCCGAGACGCCCCGGGAAGAGGAUGAGGAUGUGGACCAGCUAUUUGGGGCGUACGGCACAACACCCACUGAGCCGCCGGCCCGGCGCGAGCCCGAGGAGGAGGUGGUGGAUGCCGAGGGCUACGAGUCUGAUGACUGCACCACGCUGGGGACGUUGGAUUUCAGCCUGCUGUACGAUCAGGAGAACAACGCGCUCCACUGCACAAUCAACAGAGCCAAGGGCCUCAAGCCAAUGGACCACAAUGGUUUGGCGGACCCCUAUGUCAAAUUACACUUACUCCCGGGCGCUAGUAAGGCCAACAAGCUGAGAACGAAAACUUUGCGGAACACCCUGAACCCCACCUGGAACGAGACCCUCACCUACUACGGGAUCACAGAUGAGGACAUGAUCCGCAAGACGCUCCGGUAG